Zingiber officinale is the source of this 2244-nucleotide messenger RNA. RefSeq names its product serine/threonine-protein kinase tricornered-like. Bases 214 to 1917 code for a protein of 567 amino acids. The record is from RefSeq and is a predicted model, not a curated record. NCBI's taxonomy places the organism in Eukaryota, Viridiplantae, Streptophyta, Magnoliopsida, Zingiberales, Zingiberaceae. The transcript is spliced from 15 exons. Gene Ontology annotation, biological process: intracellular signal transduction; peptidyl-serine phosphorylation. Gene Ontology annotation, molecular function: protein serine/threonine kinase activity; ATP binding.
AAUGGCUGCAAUAUAUUUGUGAGAUGAUCCCGUGGUGGUAGGAAAGUGGAAGGAAAGCAGGCGGAGGUGUUAGUUGCGGAGAGUCAAUGCGACGCUGCCGUCGAGAUCGAAUCAUCGUGUUUCGGAAGGGCGAAAUCCAAUCCGUCGACGACUUGCAGAUCUAGUUGCUGACUGCGAAUAACAGCCUUGGAGUUAUUUUGAUUGCAAUCGGAGAUGGAUUCUGCCAGAAGCUGGUUUCAUAGAUUACAAACUAAGGAGAAAGUAAAGCCCGGGUCUGCUAAGCAGGAAGCUGGAAGUGCUAAGGAUUUGCAAAGGCCUCCAAUUGAUGAUGCACCUUCUGAUGCCACCAAGCAGAAGGUUGCUGCUGCAAAGCAGUACAUCGAGAAUCAUUACAAGGCUCAGAUGAAGUCCUUGCAUGACCGCAAAGAGAGACGUUGGAUGCUGGAGAAGAAACUUUCUGAUGCUGAAGUCUCCAAAGAAGAGCAGAAUAACAUUUUGAAGAGCUUAGAGAAAAAGGAAACAGAAUAUAUGCGUCUCCAAAGGCAUAAAAUGGGCGUGGAUGAUUUUGAACUUUUGACUAUUAUUGGGAGGGGGGCAUUUGGAGAGGUCAGAAUAUGUAAAGAGAAAAAAAAUGGAAAUGUCUAUGCAAUGAAAAAACUUAAAAAAUCUGAAAUGCUUCGUAGGGGACAGGUGGAACAUGUCAAAGCUGAAAGAAAUCUACUUGCAGAAGUGGACAGUCCCUACAUUGUUAAACUUUACUUUUCUUUUCAAGAUGAUGAAUAUUUAUAUCUCAUCAUGGAGUAUCUUCCUGGGGGUGACAUGAUGACUCUACUUAUGCGCAAGGAUACAUUGACAGACGAUGAGGCCAGAUUUUAUGUUGCAGAAACAGUUUUAGCUAUUGAAUCUAUUCAUAGGCAUAACUACAUUCACAGGGACAUCAAACCUGAUAACCUUUUGUUGGAUCGAUAUGGGCAUAUGAAACUUUCUGAUUUUGGGUUGUGCAAGCCGCUGGAUAGUAGUAGUUUUCCAAAUCUUAAUGAACCUGAAUACGCACCAGGAAGAAAUGGCAAAGCUACUUUGGACGAUAAAUGGUCCAGUGCCUCUCCUACUCCAAGGCGUUCUCAACAAGAACAACUGCAACAUUGGCAAAAGAAUAGAAGAAUGCUGGCUUUCUCAACUGUCGGAACACCUGAUUACAUUGCUCCAGAAGUUCUUCUCAAGAAAGGAUAUGGAAUGGAGUGUGACUGGUGGUCACUUGGAGCAAUUAUGUAUGAGAUGCUUGUGGGUUAUCCACCAUUUUAUUCUGAAGAUCCAAUGUCCACAUGUCGAAAGAUUGUAAAUUGGAGAAACCACUUAAAGUUCCCUGAAGAGGCAAAACUUUCGCCUGAAGCUAAAGAUCUUAUCAGCAGACUCUUGUGUAAUGUAGAACAUAGACUUGGUACCAAAGGUGCACAGGAGAUAAAGGCACACCCAUGGUUCAGAGGCAUCCAAUGGGAGCGACUGUACCACAUGGAAGCUGCUUUUAAACCAGAGGUUAAUGAUGAGCUUGAUACUCAGAACUUUGAGAAGUUUGAAGAGACGUCGGCACCCGUGGAGACUUCUUCAAAAUCUGGCCCAUGGAGAAAGAUGCUUCCAUCCAAGGAUGUCAACUUUGUCGGUUACACUUACAAAAAUUUUGAGAUCGUAAAUGACCAUGAAAUUCCAGGGAUUGCUGAACUGAAGAAGAAAAGUAAUAAGCCAAAGAGGCCAACAAUUAAAUCCUUGUUUGACACGGAUUCGUCAUCGAACCAAAUUCCACCUGCCCAAGGAAGUUUUCUCAAACUACUGCCAACGCAGAUGGAGGUCCCUGAGAAUGUAGAGUCAUCUUCUCAUUCCAGUAGCUCUUCUCUGGAUCAACCCCAUUCUCGUUACAGAUAGUGCUUAUUGUGCCAUGCAGAUCUACUACUUUCCGCUCAUUCUGUACAUAAAAGGGGUGGCAUAGAGGUAUCGGCAUGACUACCUGUAAAUUCACAGAUCCAGUUACAGGAAGUUGAUCUUGGAUUCUUUUAUUUUUGUAACGAGGGAUUAAAGCUGAUGCAAGAAACUCCUGUUCUAGUGUGGACUAACCUCUGAACAGAUGUUAACUUCCUAAAUUUUGAAUUUGUGCCAUAUCUGUAAUGCAAAAUCAAACUACUCGUGUACAACUAAUUGUGCAAGCACAACUUUUUUUCUUAGUAAUAUGGAUUCCUUGCGUUGUGUGUAAAA